Rhodotorula toruloides NP11 is the source of this 2514-nucleotide messenger RNA. Its product is annotated as phospholipase A-2-activating protein. Gene Ontology annotation, molecular function: ubiquitin binding. The coding region runs from base 1 to 2514 and encodes 837 amino acids. The record is from RefSeq and is a predicted model, not a curated record. Gene Ontology annotation, cellular component: cytoplasm; nucleus. The transcript is spliced from 14 exons. Gene Ontology annotation, biological process: proteasome-mediated ubiquitin-dependent protein catabolic process; ubiquitin recycling. NCBI's taxonomy places the organism in Eukaryota, Fungi, Basidiomycota, Microbotryomycetes, Sporidiobolales, Sporidiobolaceae.
AUGGCUUCCUCACACGACUCUCCAGCACCGCAGUACCGCCUCUCAUCGACUCUCGCAGGCCACGGCGCCGACGUGCGCGCGCUCUCGUCCGCCCCACGACCACACGCCUCAUCGCCAUCUCGCGCUCCCAGCUCAGGGAGCUACGACGCUUUAAACCCUGUGCUGUUCUCUUCUUCGCGCGAUGGGACUGCGAGGAGUUGGAUCCGGAAGGGCGUGGCAGAGGGGAUGAAGGGCGUCGGAGGAGGAUGGAGCGAGGGAAGUGUGUUUGGAGGGCAGGACAGCGCGGCGGGACACGAGGGCUUCGUGAAUGCUGUCGAGUGGAUCCCUGGCAUGGACGGGGCUGAAGGAGGCUACCUCCUCACAGGCGGGCAAGACAAGCUCGUCCACGCCUGGCCGCUUCCCUCCCCUUCCACUCCUUCUUCCGCCUCCGACUCGUCCAACUCGCCCAGUCACACGCUAAUUGGCCACGAGGGAAACGUCUGUGCGUUGCAUGUCAGUGAAGACGGGAGGAGAAUCGUGAGUGGGAGUUGGGACAAGACCGCCCGAGUCUGGAAGGACUGGCAACUCGCGUACACCUUGAAAGGCCACGAGCAGAGCGUCUGGGCCGUCCUUGCCCUCGACGAGCCCGAAGACGACCUCGUUCUCACCGGCGCCGCCGACAACCUGAUCCGUCUUUUCAAAGCCGACAAGCUCGUCAAGACGUUCAAGGGCCACACGCAGGCUGUUCGCGCGCUCGCCAAGCUCGACAAGAGUGCGGGUGGCGGAGAGGGAGGCGAUUGGUUCGCGAGCGGGAGUAACGAUGGCUCGAUCCGCCUCUGGUCCCUCCUCACGGGCGAAUGCGUCCACACCGUCUCAGGCCACGAUUCCUUCGUCUACUCGCUCUCCGCCAUCCCGGACCACCUCGGCGGCGGCCUCAUCUCGGGCGGCGAGGACCGUACGGUGCGGGUGUGGCGUGCGAGCGACGGGGAGUGCCAGCAAACUAUUGUCGUGCCGGCCGUUUCGGUGUGGUGCGUGAGCGUGCUGGCGAACGGUGACAUCGCUGCUGGCGCUUCGGACGGGCUCGUGCGCGUCUACACGCGGAAUGAGGAGCGAGUUGCGAGUCAGGAGGAGCUGGCGAACUAUGAGGAGCAGGUUGCGAAGACAUCGCUGAAUUCCUCGCAGAUUGGCGACCUGAAGAAGAGCGAUUUGCCUGGGCCCGAAGCGCUCGACCAGCCCGGCAAAAAGGAGGGCGACGUCAAGAUGGUCAAGACGGUUGGAGGAACGGUCGAGGCGUAUCAAUGGUCGGCCGGCUCGCGCUCGUGGCAGAAGGUCGGCGAGGUGACGGACGCCGUCGGCUCGUCCCGCAAGCAGCUGUACCAGGGCCAAGAGUACGACUACGUCUUCGACGUCGACCUCGGCGGUGGUGCGCCUAUCCUCAAGCUCCCCUAUAACGCCGCAGAGAACCCCUACGCCGCCGCUCAGCGCUUCCUCUUCGCCAACGACCUUCCGCUCGGCUACCUCGAUGAGGUUGCGAGCUUUAUCGAGAAGAACACGGGCGGCGUCAAACUUGGAGCGACCGGCAACGUGGACCCGUACACCGGCGCGAGCAGCUAUCGCUCGCAGGGACCGUCUUCGGCUCCCGCACCCUCGGCGAGCGGAUUCUCCGGCGAUCCGUUCACUGGCGGCGGUCGCAGCUCGGCGCCAGCUCCGUCAAUGCCUCGCGCCGGCGGCAUCCUUCCUCAUCGCUCCUUCCUCACCUUUGCCCAAGCCAACCUGCCCGCUUUGCGGAACAAGCUCUCCCAGCUGUCGGAGCAGUUCGCCGCCAACCCUUCCACCGCCUCUCUCGCCCUGUCAGCCGACGACUUUGCCGCACUCGAUCGCCUUAUCGCCUACCUCCUCGUCGCAUUGACCAACCCAUCCUCUCCGUCCGGUGCGGCGCCCUCCGAGACAGAUACCGCCCUCGUCGACAAGCUCCUCUCGUCCUGGCCGCCCGAACAGCGCUUCCCCGCUCUCGACCUCGCGCGCCUACUCUCCCUCUUCGCUCCUACGCCCGGCUCCUUCCCCGUCAUCCUCUCGACCGCCUCCGAUCCCUCCGAGAGCGAGACGAACGCGAUGCUUGCGCUCAGGGCGCUCGCGAACGUCUUCGUGCCCAUGGUCGGCAAGGCGACGAUGCAGAGCGAGGCGAGGGAUGUCGUUGCGGGCUUGAGGCGGCGUGGCGGGCAGAAGGCGCUCAACAAGAAUGGCAAGGUCGCGUUCGCGACGGUACUGCUCAACUUUUCCGUCCUUGCAACGCACAAGCAGCUCGAUACGAAGGCGGCGGAAGAUAUUGCGGAGCUUGCGGUCGAGAUGUUGAGGGAGACGGAUGGUGAGGCGGUUUACCGCGCGAUGAUGGCGCUCGGCAACUUGCUCGUUUCCUUCGACACGGCCGCCGUUCUUCCGGAGCCUGCGACGUCGCGGUACAAGGCGGCAGCGAAGGAGGCGGCGCAGCGUCUGUCGGAGCCGAGGAUCAAGACUCUCGCGGCGGAGCUGCUCUAG